AUUUUGUUUUUGAUAUUGUAAUGGAAGUUGUCAAGCUAGUGAAAUUCAAGGAAGCAUGUUUUCAUUUUUCAUCUUAUUUUUCUUGUUAAUUGGAGUUUUAGUAUUGUUGUCUGCUAUUAACAAAUCAAUUGGAGCAAGGAAGCUGUACGUUCAAUUGUUAUUAAAAAUUUUUGAGUUUGGUCGUGCAAAUAUCGAAUCAUCACAAAGACAUGACGAAAUCCACACAGAAUCAAAAGAAGCUGGUGACGAAAAAUGUGAAAGUGCUUUGGAAGAAAAGAAUGGUGGUGUAACCUGCAAUGGGAACAGUGUUAUCAGUAGAGACAAUGUUCUGCAACCUGUGACUGACAAAGAGUCAUCUUCUAACAUUCAACUAGAACCUAAAAAUGUACAAGUUUCAUUCCAAUUAGAAAAGUGCUUAACUUAUGUUAAAGCCGGUGUGGAAGCUAUUAUUGAGGAUCAAGUAACAUCUCGAUUCGAGGCGGAAGAAUUGAAAAAUUGGAAUCUGCUUACACGAACCAACCGUCGUUAUGAAUUCAUUUCAUGGAAACUGACCAUUAUUUGGAUGAUUGGAUUUUUUGUGCGAUAUGUUGUGUUAAUGCCUCUGAGAGUAAUUGUUUGCUUUAUUGGAGUUUUGAUAGCUAUUGUAUCGAAUUGUUUCGCCGCGUUAAUUCCAUUUUACUUUAUUCGCCAACCUGUAGCGAGUCUUUGUUACAAGUUAACUUUUCGAAUUUUUGCGCGAUCGUUAUCAACUGUAAUAACAGUCCAUAACGAGCAAUAUAAACCCAAAAAAGCUGGGUUUUGUGUUGCAAAUCACACUUCUCCAAUUGACAUUGCAGUUCUAUCCACAGAUUGCACAUUUUCUUUGGUUAUUUGGCUGACAGUAUGUACGUCUGUCGUUGGAUGUUUACCUGAAGGAGACAAAAAACGAGCAAUCGUUCAUGAUGUGCUUGGACAUUGCUUUUCAUUAUUAUCAAGCGCAAUAUCCGCUGUUGUAUACUAUCACAACAUUGAAAAUCGUCCAAGUAGUGGAAUAUGCGUUGCGAAUCAUACAAGCCCGAUUGAUGUACUUGUCCUAAUGUGUGAUACCACAUAUUCUCUGAUUGGGCAAAGGCAUGGUGGCUUCUUAGGAUUGUUGCAAAGGGCUCUUGCCCGUGCUUCUCCACACAUAUGGUUCGAGCGCGCUGAAGUUAAGGACAGGCAUACUGUUGCGGAACGGCUGCGACAACACGUGUCUGAUCCAAAAAAUCCUCCUAUAUUAAUUUUUCCUGAGGGAACAUGUAUAAAUAAUACAUCUGUGAUGCAAUUUAAAAAAGGUAGCUUUGAAGUUGGAGGCAUCAUAUAUCCAGUGGCAAUAAAGUAUGACCCAAGGUUUGGAGAUGCUUUCUGGAAUAGUUCAAAAUACUCGAUGAUGCAAUACCUUUACAUGAUGAUGACAUCGUGGGCAAUCGUUUGCGAUGUCUGGUAUCUACCACCAAUGUAUCGUCAAGAAGGUGAAUCGGCAAUCGAUUUUGCAAAUCGUGUCAAGAGUGUGAUCGCUAAACAAGGCGGACUAGUAGAUUUAGUUUGGGAUGGUCAGCUCAAAAGAUUGAAGCCAAAAAAAGAGUGGAUGGAAAUGCAGCAGAUCGAGUUUGCAAAGAGCCUGAAAAACGACUGAUAUGCUUUAAAUAUAAUAUUUAAAAAAAUAACAAAUUCCUUUGUUUUAUAAUUUUUAAAUUAUAAAAAUUUUCCCCCAUACCUUUGUAUCAUUAUAUUAUGAAUGCAAUAAAUUUGUAUAGGUCACAAUUUUCGACAACCUAAGUAUAA
Messenger RNA from Eupeodes corollae, 1803 nucleotides. It is a transcript of the gene Gpat4, whose product is annotated as glycerol-3-phosphate acyltransferase 3. The record is from RefSeq and is a predicted model, not a curated record. Gene Ontology annotation, cellular component: endoplasmic reticulum. Gene Ontology annotation, biological process: triglyceride biosynthetic process. The coding region runs from base 56 to 1654 and encodes 532 amino acids. NCBI's taxonomy places the organism in Eukaryota, Metazoa, Arthropoda, Insecta, Diptera, Syrphidae. The transcript has 7 exons. Gene Ontology annotation, molecular function: glycerol-3-phosphate O-acyltransferase activity.